AUGGGCCGAACUAGGUAAUAUGCAGUCAGUAAACGUCGAUACGAACUCUACAUUAUCCCAAAGUUUCAUCCUUGAUGUUAAAACGAAGGUCUGGCUGCUCUGGGCUUACAGAACAUAAUUUUACGAAUUUGUUUUAUUUUUCUUAUGUUAUGUAAAUUAUAAAUAACUAGUUUUAUAGUGCACCAAAUAGAACAGAGGUCUGACUGGAUCAUACCUGAAUUAAUUCAGAUUUAUGGCACAGUCAGUUCUAACGUUUUUUGCCCCGGACACGUAAAAACGCACCUCCUGAGAAAUGUACUUCAAUGAUUUGUCAACCACUUAACAUAAUAUAAGGCAAUGUUUUUCAGCUGUAAAAUAUAAAAUGUAGAUGCUUUAGACAUAAUAUGUAUACACCUCUCUCUGUAUCACUCGCUUAAACGAAACAUAACCUUUAUACUUAUAGAGAGCUUUGUAGCUAAGUAGCACCCUGAUUAAGAUCGUGUAUGUUGUGGUCGUUGUGGAACAUCUGUCAAGUUGGUGCGGCCGUGGUCGGUGUCCGCUGGGCGAACGCUGCCGAUGCCGCCGUGCUGCCGCCGCCGCGCCGCCGCCGCCGCGCCGUCGCGCCGCUCGCCGCCGCGCCGCCGCGUCGCUCCGGACCCGCCGCGCCGAGCCGAGUCUCUCGCCGCUCGACGGUCGAGGUAGGUGUACGUAAUAAACGUCCUCCUCGAUGAGUGAUCAUGUAAAUACGAGUUUAAAAAGUUUCAUACUCAUUCAGUGCAAAGACUGCAAAGCUAUAAGACCAAUUUGUUAUAUGACGUUACGUAAUUGAGUUUAAGUUAGUAGUCGCUCAAUCAUUUAGGCGAAUCGUGCUGUAAAAAAUUAACAAUAUUUAUUAAUCUGGCGCCGCGUACGUAAUGGAGGAGAAGACGGAAACCGUACAUUUGCAGCCAGUAGCCGAGCCAGCCAAAGAUGGCGUCCCCGCCAGUUUUGCUGACGACGAGGACUAUGAUCCGCACGAGCACCGACAAGUCAACAGGCCCACAAAUGAUUUCGAAACGCUGGUUCACCUGCUGAAGUGCAGCUUGGGCACGGGCAUCCUCGCCAUGCCGCAGGCGUUCGCGCGCUCCGGUCUCAUCACCGGCAUCAUUUCCACCAUCAUCGUCGGCGCACUCUGCACUUACUGCUUACAUGUUCUGGUGCGUUCCCAAUACGACCUGUGCAAGCGGCUGCGGGUGCCGCUCCUAACAUACCCGGAGUCGAUGUCGGCCGCGCUCACGCGGGGCCCGCCCGCGCUCCGCGCGCUGGCUCGCCCUUCGGCCCUCGCCGUCGACAUAUUCCUCGUGGUCUACCAGCUUGGGAUCUGCUGCGUCUAUAUUGUCUUCAUCGCGGAAAAUAUCAAAGCGAUGGUCGAUGAUUAUUACGUGAUGGAUGUGAAAAUCCACAUGGUUAUCAUCCUGGGACCGCUGAUUGCAUUCAACUGUAUCCCGAACUUGAAGAUUCUGGCGCCGUUUUCGACCCUCGCAAAUCUGAUCACUUUUGUCGGCCUCGGCAUCGUGUUGUACUUCUUGCUGGGGACUGAGAAGAAGUCACAGACUCCUUUAGACCUCUGGGGGUCCUAUAAGACAUACCCUUUGUUUUUCGGGACCAUUCUGUUCGCUCUUACGGCUGUGGGGGUUGUGAUCGCACUUGAGAACAACAUGAAGACGCCCAAAUCGUUUGGCAAGCCGUUCGGCGUGCUGAACGUCGGCAUGACGUUCAUAGUGCUGCUGUACAUCGCCGUCGGCGCCAUCGGCUAUGUAUUCUGCGUUGAGAAGUGCAGCGACUCCGUCACGCUCGAUCUCCCUCAGAACUCAUGGGUCGCAAUGAGCGUGAAAGCGAUGUUCGCGGUGGCCAUUUUCAUCAGCUACGGGCUGCAGUGCUACGUGCCCGUGGACGUGGUGUGGAGCGGGUACCUGCGCCCGCGCCUGCUGCAGUCGCACGCGUCGCAGCCCAAACUUGUCGCGUCUGAAUACGCUCUCCGGAUCGCCCUGUGCCUUCUCACGUUUGUGUUUGCGGUGUCUAUCCCGCGCCUCGGGUUGUUCAUCUCGUUGUUCGGCGCACUGUGUUUGUCGGCGCUGGGCAUCUGCUUCCCGGCAAUGAUGGAGAUGUGCUUGUCGUGGGCCGACGCCGGCGCCACGGGCCGCGGCCGCAUGCGCCGCCUCAAGGACUGGCUGCUGUUCAUCUUCGGCAUCGUCGGCCUGGUUGUCGGCACGGCCACGGCGCUGCUCGCCAUUGUGGAAUCCUUCAUGUAGACCCUCGCCCGCACAGGCCGACUAGAAAGUGCCCAUGCUUGCAUUUGCCAGAACACAUUUGUGCAAAUAGUGACACUGCUGACAGCUUUUAUUGUAGAUACCUACUAUAGGAUUAAGAUAGAAAUGUUAUAAUUAUUAUGUAAGUAUAGCAAUAAUUACUGUGAUUCAACAGACUCCUGAUGUCUAUAAUAUUGAUGAUGACAUUAGGUACAAACUUACAAUUUUUCCAGUGAUACAAAACUUAGGAACCAAAGAUAGGAAAAAGACAUACCUAUUUAAGUAAGUAUUUUUUCACCACACCAACUGGUAAAGGCACUCUUGAUUCUUGGAAACCGGAUGAGAAGUUGCGUUUUAUCCACAAGAGCGCAAAGUAAUUAGAUACAAAUUUAAACUUGAUGUCUGAAGUUAGUUUAAAUGUACCUACUUUAAAUUAUUAUUUUGAAUUAAAAAUGUUUAAACUUGGUGUAUUAAGUUAGUUCGAUGUUUUAGAGUUCGUAUAUUCUUCGUGUUGGUGUGGUGAAAUAAAUUUUGUGUUUCACUCGGUGGCAAAAUUUGUUUAACCUUCGUGACUUAAAUAUAAAACCCUCGCAACGCUCAAGACUGAAGUCUUCGAACGACUGAAGUGAACUUUUCGAACCCCUCGCUACACUUGUGGUUCAAUGCUGAAAUCUUUCGCUUGCUCGGGUAUCGAUAUUGGAACGAGCGGUAAUUUUCUAUGAUUUUUAAAUUCCUCUUUUUGGUACAUGUCAGCGCCCGUAGAUCUUAAACGGGCACGACCCCCUUUCCGUAAUUUUUAGUAAUAUAUUUUUUAACAAUAUAUCGCUUUCUUUAAGCAUAAUCUAUCACUUGUUACAUUAUUUGCAGAUUUUCGUUAGUUUUACGAUAUUAAUUUAUCACGCAAUAGUUACUUAUUGUGCCUUUUAAUUUAAUAUUUUAAAAUUAGCACCAGUGACAGACUCUAUUAUUUCUAUUAAAUAAUAUGUCAUUUCCAUAAGUUGAUACAAAUCGAUUUUUCAUAAUAUACUUACGACUCUUUUAAAAUUAAGAAAAAACAUAAAUAAAAUUAAAUAGGCUGAAAAACAAGUUUAUUAUUAUUAAUAAUAGAACGAGCAACGAAUGAACGUACUUUUACCGUUUUGUUUAAAAAGCGAGUCCUUGUACAUGGACCCUAAUCGAUUCAACUAAUUCGUAGAUGGUCGCUAGAUUUGAGAAUACUAAUACGUUUUGACCACAUCGCUACAAACUUCAAUAUAGAUGUGCCAGAAAGAGGAACUUACAGCUCAAGAAUUAAUAAACAACAACUGUGCCCCCCUGUUAAACGGAUAACUAUUCUUUACUUAUUAAGUUUUUUAUAUGUAUAAACUAUGACUUUAUAAAAAUACCUAUAAUAAAUAGUUUUAAGAGUCACAAGCAUGUAACAAAUCAAAUCUACGCUUCCUCUAUUUCUUCUAGGUAUGAUCUAAUGAUGCAACUAUUGUAGCAAGCAAACGAAAAUUCGCAGCAAUGUUAUUUCGAUCGUUUUGCGCUGGCUAACUCAUAGUUUUAUCUUGUGACUCUUACUUUUCUUGAAGGCAUUUUAUUUCUGGUAAAUGAGUGUACCUUGGAGUUCACACACAACACUAAAAUCAAAUGGUAAUCAAAAUCAAAUAGUGGUAUGGCAUUGGCAAUCAGUACCAAUCAAGGCACGCGUCCCCGUUAAAUUGUAAUGUUAUAGUUCCACGAUGCAUAAAAGUAUCGUUCCUACCAAGCGAUUCAAACCCCGUAACCUGAGAUGUUGACAGGGUCUGGAAGAUCAUAAUUAUACAUCAGCUAUAUCCCAGGGCGCCAAAACUAACUCCGAAGUCCAGUGUAACCGGGGGCAAUAGGUACAACAAAUAUCAUACAUAUCAUAUACCUUAUUUACAAAUCCGUCCGAAUGACAGUUAAACUUACCCUUCAGCCAUGUUUCAACCCAAGACCUUUCGACUUGUGGUGGCAUAGAAACCUCUUAUUUACCAGAAUCUUUGAUGCUCAAAUAUACAACACAUAAUAAUGUAUACCUACCUAUUUAAAAAAAGUGUGUCAACUUAUAUUUAUUAAGUUUUAGAUACUAAUGGCAAAAUGGUAAGUUAUUUUUUUUUUGAGGCGUAAGAGUACCAAAGUAAUUUCUUAAAUGUCUAUUUAUUUAUUAUAUUUUUUACAUAUUAUUUACUAGCUGGAUAAGUAAGAUUUCAUCUCCUUAUCUUACCUUACACGCAAUACAAAAGCUAGAUGACGAAGCUAUUGAACCAUACAUAAAGUUGGGCAGGUACUCAGUACGUGAAGUCUUUCAUGGCUACAAGACGAUGCAGUACGUAUGUAAGUACAGUAGACGAAAUACAAUUUGAAGAGAAUGAUCAUACAACUUUCUUUACUGAUACCUACUGGCGGUAGGAAUUACGAACUCGUGUUAAUUAAGGCCUUCGUCUUUGAUUUUAGGCUUUAAUUGUGACUCGUUCGUUAUUUCUUGUUUACUGUCCUUAUGUUCGUACACAAUGUUGGUAUUAUCUACAGUGCGUGAGCUUUCAGAAGGGCCUUCGGAUAUUAGAGCGUGAUACAACUAGGUACAUAAAGCCUGACCAGGAAGCUUGUCAGGAGGGCACUGUUAUUCUGAUGUAUGAGGUGAUAGUUCAGUAUGAAGAAAAUAGUUUUAAUGAAAAUCCGCAACAUGGCGCGUAGUCAUAUAUUUCUGGUCAGGUUUUAUAAUUAUGUUAAUAUAUUAGUUGAUUGACUUCAAAUAUUGUCAAUGAAAAUGUAAUGUAAGAAAAGCUAAUUUAACAGUGUUUGUGCCAUCCAGAGUUCAAAUUUAAGAACGUAGUCUGUAACUUAGUCCGGGUAAGGCCGGUAUAUAAGGGCCAGUAAAGACGGACUGCCAUAGAGCUGUAUAGUUUCCAAAGAAAUGCAGUCGGGCAACUGUAGUUCACCUGUAUCUGCCUUAAGGUUCAGCGUUUUUGAUAGCACUGAUUUUUUAUUGUAUGCAGGCGAAACAAUUAACGUCAUAUUUUCAUUAAAAUUAUGUCUAACAUUUACAAGCGUCAUGCUUUCAAAUACGCUGCACAGUUACUUUAGCCUGAUUAAUGUUUAAUUCAGUUGCCUGAAUCGGUACCUAAUGAUAGACAAACUUCCUAGCCAUCGCUAAUAUGAGCUUGUGACUUUUGUAGAAAUAAAUAUUUCAUUUUUUA
Messenger RNA from Leguminivora glycinivorella, 5470 nucleotides. Its product is annotated as proton-coupled amino acid transporter-like protein CG1139. Gene Ontology annotation, molecular function: amino acid transmembrane transporter activity. The transcript is spliced from 9 exons. The record is from RefSeq and is a predicted model, not a curated record. Gene Ontology annotation, biological process: amino acid transmembrane transport. Lineage: Eukaryota; Metazoa; Arthropoda; Insecta; Lepidoptera; Tortricidae. Bases 894 to 2270 code for a protein of 458 amino acids. Gene Ontology annotation, cellular component: vacuolar membrane.